GCGCUGGGGCCCGCGCUGGACCUGGAGGCUCUGGAACGGGGCGAUGCCGAGGCCCUGGCAGCUGUCCCGGUGACGGUGGCGGGGCUCGGGCUGGCUGCGAGCGAUGCUGAGGAGGACGGGGCAGCAGAAGCCAUGGAGGACGACAGCGCUGACCUGGAGCUCAGCACGAUGACAGUGGAGCUCAAGCCCCGGGUGAAGUCGGGGGGCACUGGGGGGGAUCCAGUGCCCCGAGCCCCCAGUCUGGAGGAGGUGGCUGCGCUCCCCCCUCUGCUCCAGGGCCAGGGGCUGCGGGCAGCCGGGAAAAGGAGGAAAAAACUGCAAAAAAGAGCAGAGAAAAUCGCCACGAAGCUGUCGGAGACACUGGAGGCAGCCAUGCAGUUCUGAGGCUUUUAUAAAUUAAAUCGCUGUAUUUAAAUGAGAA
This is a messenger RNA of Cyanistes caeruleus (blue tit), 421 nucleotides long. Lineage: Eukaryota; Metazoa; Chordata; Aves; Passeriformes; Paridae. The record is from RefSeq and is a predicted model, not a curated record.